This is a messenger RNA of Phyllostomus discolor (pale spear-nosed bat), 4943 nucleotides long. RefSeq names its product Fas binding factor 1 (gene FBF1). The coding region runs from base 232 to 3735 and encodes 1167 amino acids. Gene Ontology annotation, biological process: establishment of epithelial cell polarity; cilium assembly. The record is from RefSeq and is a predicted model, not a curated record. The transcript has 30 exons. Gene Ontology annotation, cellular component: centriole; ciliary transition fiber; ciliary basal body. NCBI's taxonomy places the organism in Eukaryota, Metazoa, Chordata, Mammalia, Chiroptera, Phyllostomidae.
GGGGCCGGGGGCCUGGGAGGUGGGCGGCUGCUGGGCUCCGAAGCGGGAGGCUUGGCCGCGGUGGACUCCAGGGCGUCGAGGACCCGCGGCGAUGGCUCGGACAAGUCCCAGCGGUUGCGCCUCUGAAGGGAAUGGCGCGUAGCCCGGGGGAGCAGGAGCCUGUUGUGGGCAGAAUUCAGAUGAGCUGGACGGUGCUGGGAAGGAGCUGCAGGCAGCCCCCCCAGCCUGGAGAUGGCACCAAAGACCAAGAAGGGACUGAAAGGCUCCAUCGCUGAUGUCCUUGGUGACCUCCUGGCGGAUGAGAUGACACCGCCUGAGAAGCCCGUCCAACUCGCUUCGCGUGCCAGAGAUGACACAGGCGGAGCCCAGGCGCUCCCUUCCGCAAGGCCUAGAGCAAAGUCCCUCCUGGAGAACGAUGCCUAUGGCGCUGUGGCAGACCUGGCAGGAGCUGACGCCGAGGUGUCGGACGUCUCCGAGGCGGACCCGCAGGCUUUGCUCCAGGCCAUGAAGGAUCUGGACGACAUGGAUGCCGAUCUGUUGGGUCUGAAGAAGGCUCACCCAGCUUCUGGCAAAAGCCCUGCAAAGGGUUCCGGGAAGGAAGAGCUGCCUAGCACCCCCAAACCUGCUGAUACGUUACCAGCCACUGAGAAGGGGGGUGCCGUUCCCACCAUGAAGCCGUCUCCAUCCCCCGGCAGCUCUGGCCAUCAGUACAAGAAGUUUUCUUUUGAAGACGUGGAAGACCCGCUGGCAGGACUUCUCUCUGAGGACGAGGAAGGGGUCGCCAAGAAGCCGCCUGGGACGGCCAGUAAAGCCGCUUCCGAGAAGAGCCCCGCCCUAGCCGGAGAUCCAGGUCCCUCCGUUCCUCUGACUCCUGGGGACACCCCCGUCCGGAAGAAAGAAGACCUGUUCUUUGACGAUGAGGACGACCUCAUGGCCGCCCUGGGGUUUGGAGACAGCCCCAAAGCAGAGAGGAGGCCGGCGGGAGCCCAGGGAGGGCCCCGCCCCGCUCGCUCCAAGCUGGAUGAGCUGCUGGGCCGAGGCUCCGCCUCCAGACACCUGGCCCGUCCAGACCCCGGGACGCACCGGGAGUUCAAGCUGGACAGGAAGUACCAGAGGUCACAGGACAAAGAAGACAGCUGGGGCAACGAGGACUUCGUCUUCGGGGCCUACCAGCCCAGCGUGGGCUCCUCCGAGGGCCGGCAGUCCCGCCGGCCGUCGGUCAGCAGGUUCUCAGCAGAAGGUGGCACAGACCUCAGGGGCGAACCAGGCUCCACACAGAGCACCCCGGCGACGAGCAGCCCCCCGCACCCCAGGAAGGGAGGGGCUGACUGGCUGGGCCUCAAGGACGAAGACGAGGACUCGUGCGUCCCCUCUCCCACCAGAGAGCCUCGAAGGGGGGGCUCUGCGCUCUCCACCCCCUUCGUGCCCCACCCUGAGGACCCGCUUCCUGCCCCGGGCCAGCACUCCACCCCGGCAGGGCUGCCCCCCUCCUCCGUGGGGGCCGAGCCGCCACCCGAGGGCGCCGGCGCCCCUGCCAAAGCCAGCCGGCCUUCCCAGCCGGGAGUGUCUGCGGAGACAGAGGAGGAGGACUGGCUGAGCCAUGCCUUGUCUCGGAAGAAGGCCCGAGGCUUGGCCAGAGAAGAGCCCGCUCUGACCUCGAAGGGCCUGAACCGGGAGGGGGCUGCGGGCCGACCCCCCUCCGGCAGCCAGCCUGUUGCCAACGCUCCAGGGCUCCAGCAGGCAGCUGCUGAAGGGACCUCAGGACCAGCAGUGCAAAAGCCGCCUGCCCAGCCUGCCACCUCGGGGUCCUCGGUGACAUGGAACCCAGCCACCUUGGCCCUCUAUGCAGGUGACUCAAAGAAGGGCCCAGCCCCUGGAGACGUUUCUGGCACUGAGCCUGCACUGCAUUUCCUGAGCUCCCAGGAACCCACGGGGCUCUCUGCACCUGUCCCUCCUCUCCUCCUACAGUUCCCGGAGGCCCCGGUGCAGCACGUGCCACCGGACGCAGAGUACCAGAGGCGGCUCCUGGCUGCCCGGGUGCAGCUCCAGAGUGGCACUGCCGAGCUGCAGGCCGAGCUGCUGCAGAGUCAGGCCCGGCUGGCAGAGCUGGAGGCCCAGGUGCGGAAGCUGGAGCUGGAGCGGACCCAGCACAGGCUGCUGCUGGAGAGUUUGCAGCAGCGACACCAGGCUGACCUGGAGCUCAUCGAGAGUGCUCACAGAAGCCGUGUCAAGGUGCUGGAAGCCUCGUACCAGCAACGGGAAGAGCGGCUGCGGAGAGAGAACGAGGAGCUGUCUGCGCAGUACUUGUCUCACCGCCAGGAGGCCGAGCAGGCCCGAACCGAACUGCUGGCCCAGCACCAGCGGCGCCUGGCGGCGGCUGCGCAGGAGAAGGACCAGGAGAUGGAGCGGCUCCGGGAGCUGCAGCGGGCCUCCAUCCUGGAGAUGCGCAAGGACCACGAGGAGCAGCUGCAGCGCCUGAGGCUGCUGAAGGACCGAGAGAUCGAUGCUGUCACCAGUGCCACCUCGCACACAAGGUCCCUGAACGGCGUCAUCGAGCAGAUGGAGAAAUUCUCCAGCAGCCUGAAUGAGCUGUCCUCCCGCGUGGAGGCCUCGCACGCCACCACCGCCCAGGAGUGGGAGCUGGGCAUCCAGCAGCGCGACAGGCAGCUCCGAGCUUUGCAGGAGCGGCUGGGCCACCAGCAGCGGGACACGGAGGAGGAGCGGAGCCGGCUCCGGGAGGUCAUCGCCAAGAUGGAGGCCCGCCUGAACGAGCAGAGCCGGCUGCUGGAGCAGGAACGCUGGCGGGUGAGCGCUGAGCAGUCCAAGGCAGAGUCCACGCAGCGCGCCCUGGAGGAGCAGAGGAGGGUCAAGGCCCAGCAGAUGGCCAUGGAGCGCGAGGAGCUGGAGAGGGCCAAGAGUGCCUUGCUCGAGGAGCAGAAGUCCGUCAUGCAAAAGUGUGGGGAGGAGCGGCGGCGCCUGGCAGCUGAGUGGGCCGAGUUCUUCGAGCAGCAGAAGCUGAGUAAGGAGAGGGCCGAGCGAGAGGCGGAGCGAGCGAUGCAGGUGGACACCCAGCGGGAGGGCACUUUCGUCAACCUGGUCAAGGAGCAGGCCGAGCUGAAGGUCAGGGCAAGCGAGCUGCGGGCCAAGGAGGACCAGCUGGCAGCGGAGAGAGAGGCUCUGGAGCGGGAGCGGCAAGAGCUGCGGCUGGAGAAGGAGAGGGUCAGCGCCACCGCCCAGCGCAUCAGGCUCCGUGCGGAGGAGGUGGAGAGGAUGAGCCAGGUGGCCUCGGAGAAGUACAAGGAGGGGGAGCAGGCGCUGCGUGAAGCCCGGCAGGUGCAGUCGGAGCAGCAGGCCCGGCUCCAGCUGGUGCAGCGGCAGCAGGAGUGGCUGCAGCAGCAGGAGCAGCACGUGCACCAGGAGCAUCUGAGUCUGGCCCAGCAGAGGCUGCAGCUGGACCGCGUCCGGCAGGACCUGCCGUCGGGCCCUGUGGGGCUGUUCUCCGGUGCCCAGGGCCUGGCAGCCUCCGGCCCGAGUGGCUUCUCAGCCGUGGUUCCUGCCCCCGCCAGUCCUCAGGGCAGCCGGCCGCCCGCCAGCCUGGGCCCCUCGCUGCUGCACGCCAAGCUGGUGCUGCUGAAACACACGGCGGAGCAGGACCGAGACUUCUUGGAGAAUGAACAGUUCUUCCUGGAGACGCUGAAGAAAGCCUCCUACAACGUGAUCUCUCACUCGGCCUGAAGGCCCCGCUGCCACCUCUGCAGAGGACUCGGACCCUGGCACCGUCCCCACCUCCCCGCUGGCCGCCAGCUCCGGGGAGGGGCUGCCCGGGGCCUGACAACAGCUCUGCCUGUGGACAGGGUGGACAGGGUGCCGGGCCUCCUUUCCGAGCACGCCCCCUCGUCGCUGAGGCGGCAGGUGCCGCCGUGCCUGUAGUGUCUGCGGUACGAUGGCCUCUGGGGAGACACAGCGCUGAGGGUGUCUCAGCUCCAACACACCGUCAGCCUCGGCUUUGGUUCUCUUGCGCCGUGGACGUCCAGCUCAGACCCCAGGACCUGACUGGGCUCCGUGGACCCCGGCCUUUGGGGGUCUUCUCAAGGGAUGCCCCAGCAACCUUCCGCCCUCUCCGCCCAAGAGGCUGGCAGAGGCAGCCCCGUGUCCCGCCCCCCCCCAAUGGGGUCAUGGAGUGGGAGCACACAUUUGAAAGGACCUUCUCUCCUGCUGGUCAGGGGCAGAGGGUGAGGGGCGGGCAGGGUGCCGUGCCUGGCCAGCCUUGACCUCACAGCCAGCCUUGACCUCACAGCCAGCCCUUCAUGCCCUUGGGCAGGCUCACGCCAAGGCCCUGCUCAUUCCCACCUGCCUGAGUGACCGGCUUGGCAUGGUCACUGGCCUUGUUGGCUUUUCCUAAUAGGCACCCUGGAGGUGGGGGUGAUGGGGGUGGGGGAAGGGCAGGGCAUGAAGGCUUCUUUUAUUCUGUUCACCCGCCACAAGGCCACAGCUGGGGGUGGGGGGAAUGAAGACGACAGAGCACCGGGGAACCCUGGGGGACACACCCAGGAUGCCCCCUGACCCAGGCGGUGCGGGCCAAGACCAGCGGGAGGGGAGGGGUGGGAGUCACAACUGCUUGUCAAACGGCUUCUUCAGGGCGCAGUGAACUGAGCAGAAAGUGUCCCGGUGAGCAGGAAGGCGGAGGAGGGGCCGAGGGCCCUGAGGGGCUGUCUGUCCUCCGUCUCAGGAAAGCUUCCAGGGCGGCCUUCCUGCGCCCCCGACAGCUCCCAGUCUUCGUCUUGGACCCUGGAAUUGCUAUACAAUUUUUUUUUGAAAUGUACUGUUCAUUUCUUGCCAUACAUGAUUCUGAGACAGCCUUUCUAUUUUACGGUUUCACAGUUCCACUCUAUGUAUGUGUCCACAAAUAAUACACAAUAUUGAUUUUUGUGUUUAAAAAUCUA